AUGUCGUCGCCACAAGCCAAGACCGACCCUCCUCUCUCGCGGCGGCGGAAACCUCUUCACCUUCAACGUCGCGAUUCUUCUCUCAUGAUGCGUGAUGCUGAUGUUGUUGCGGAAGGCUUUCCUAAAGUGACGAAGAACCGUGGCCUUCUUGAUGAGGGUAGGCUGAUUUAUGCAGGUAGGCAGGAGGUACAACAAGUUGAUGAAGCAAGGAGUUUAGACACAAAGGCUAGUGAAGAUGAAAGCAAAGCUUUGGCCAUGGAGUUGAUGAAGGGGAAAGCGAAAACAUGGUUGAAGCUUAAAGUUAGGUGA
Molecule: messenger RNA, 309 nt
Organism: Vicia faba (fava bean)
Lineage: Eukaryota; Viridiplantae; Streptophyta; Magnoliopsida; Fabales; Fabaceae
Source: the annotation of a GenBank genome assembly